AUGAUUUUUAACGCCGAGGACAAGGUCGAAGUCGUCGCCGCGUCAAUCGUCUCCAAGCCGAUCGACAGCAAGCAGAAGAAACGUUACGAGAGAGUCAGAGACUACCUCAUCGCAGCCAUAUGGUGUCUCGGUCUACCUCACUUCUCCGAUUCCGCGACGGUGGUCGAUCACGUGUGGAAAGACCUUAGUACAAGCAUUGUUUGCGAAGCUUCUCUCACUGACCUCGGUUUUCCUGUCUUGAUUGUUGCCCCAAUCAUUGCAGCACUACAGGCAAUAUCAAAAACAAUUUUUGAGAAAUUGCCAGGGCUCAAUGAGGUCAAGGUUGCGUUCGCCGGAGCGGAGACUACAAACAAGUUCAGCGAAGGAAAUAAACAGGCAACCAAGGAAAACGUUGAGUACGCCAUGUUUCGUUUGCUUCAGAGCAUGGCAUCUCUACGUAGUGUUCGAUACGAUGUGAUUCCCGCGCACGAUUUACACAAGCAUGUUGAAGGCUUGGUCACUGCAAUGAAAGAUCGUGGCGAGAAGUUGCUCUUUAAGUACCAGCGUGAAAGCACCGACGACUGA
This is a messenger RNA of Talaromyces atroroseus, 564 nucleotides long. RefSeq lists its product as hypothetical. Lineage: Eukaryota; Fungi; Ascomycota; Eurotiomycetes; Eurotiales; Trichocomaceae. The coding region runs from base 1 to 564 and encodes 187 amino acids. The transcript has 2 exons. The record is from RefSeq and is a predicted model, not a curated record.